CCGCACCUCUCUCCCCCUCCCCUCUUCACGGCUCAGUCCGGGACUGGGAUGGCCACGGAGAACACACACCAGCAGCAGGACGAGAACCGGACAGCUGCCUGGAGGACACUAGGGAACAGCGGGAACCGGACGGAACCUUAGGGGGUUCUUUGAGUUCCAGCUUCUCCUCCUCUUCCUCCUCCUCCUCUUCUUCCUCCUCAGACUCUUCUCCAGCCCCAGGACACGAACAGAGGAUAUAUAUUUCUCUUUUUUUUCAUCACAGAUUGGCGUUUUUUACUUGUUUACUUUUUCGAUUGGCUUUUUUCCUGUUUUUCUGUUUAUUUUUCCCCUCCUGCUUUGGCCUCUUCUGCAGUGCAGCUGAGAUAGAGUUGAUAUUCUUUCUGUUUUGUUUUUCACUUUUGCCACCACUCCCUUCAGGCAAAAAAAAGAAAGAAAGAAAGAAAGAAAGAAAGAGAGAAAACUGUAGCCAGUGAGUUAUUUAACCUUAUCAACGGUGUCUGUGGAGUUGUGGAAUCAGUGGCCAGGCUAAUUCAUUUUGCCCUCAUUGAGUCCUCUUGUUUCGAAUAUAAACAAAAAGAGACUGACAAAAGAGCUGCGUUGAAGAUGAACUACCUGAGAUCUACCGGUCAGUAAAAGGAUGUUGUAGUGCCUCACCUCUCUGGCUCGGCGGUUUAGAAACUGUAGCCCUCUCCUGCUUUGCAGUGGAACUACUUAACACGAGGACUCAACGCCGCUCAACGCCAGACACUUCAGGGAGGAAGCUGUGUGCUGGUGUUGGUGUCACUGCUGCAACUGCUACCACCGCUCAGACACCUGCGCUCACUCAUUUACUUAGUAGACACACACACACACACACACACACACACACACACACACACACACACACACCUGGAGAUUUGUUUACAUUUGAGCUGUUGCCACAGGUGUGCAGGUGUGUGUGCGUAUGCGUGCCCUGUGUGUGUGUGCGCACACGUGUUUUUUUUUUCUGCGAGUGAUAUUUUUUCCCUCUUUUUUUUUCCGUAUUGUUGCGCUCUCGUGGAAGUGAGAUUAAAUCCUCCAGGACUAAAAGAGCGUUGCCCCUGACGACAUCAGGGCGUGCAGCAGCAGCAGCAGCGGCGGCAUAACUCUUUGGAUGUGAGGGUGGUGCUGGUGGUGCCGCUGGUGGUGCAGCUGGUGGUGGUGGUGGUCGUAGUAGUGUUGGUGGUUGCCAGGACGGAAAGAGAUCGCCAUGGGGAAUGCGGCCGGGGGCAUGGACCUGCCGCUGGGCAAGGAGGGCAAGGAGGGCAAGGGGGCGCCCGCUGGGGGGGGCACGCCGGGGGCUGCCCACAGGCAGACGGGGGGGCCCAGGCUGCCCAUGCCCGUCGAGGAGGAGCUGGAGGAGAGGUUCAACGCAGUGCUGAACUCUAUGAAUCUGCCACCUGAUAAGGUCAAGCUCCUGUGUCAAUAUGAUAAUGAGAAGAAGUGGGAACUCGUAUGUGACCAGGAGCGCUUCCAGGUGAAGAACCCCCCCUCGGCGUACCUGCAGAAGCUGCGGGGUUACGUGGAGCAGGGCGUCUCCCGUAAGUUUAAAAGACGUGUCCAGGAAUCUACGCAGGUGUUGAGAGAGCUUGAGAUCUCCCUACGGACCAAUCACAUAGGCUGGGCUCAGGAGUUUCUGAAUGAGGAGAAUAAAGGGCUGGAUGUGCUGGUGGACUACUUGUCUUUUGCCCAGUGUGCCGUCACGUAUGAUAUGGAGACUCUGGAUAAUGGUGACGCCCUGACAGAGAAAUCAGUGGAGGACUUAAGCAGGAGCGCCAACAACUCACCUUCCCACAAUGCCUCUCGGGGCACACGUGGACUUCCUGUACGAUUCAACUCUCUCCACAACAGGAAGGCUCUGAGGAACUCACGCAUCGUCAGUCAGAAGGACGACGUCCACCUCUGUGUCAUGUGUCUCCGAGCCAUCAUGAACUAUCAGUCUGGGUUCAACCAGGUAAUGACACAUCCUCACUGUGUGAACGAGAUCGCACUCAGCCUCAACAACAAGAGUCCAAGGACUAAGGCGCUGGUGCUGGAGCUGCUGGCCGCUGUGUGUCUGGUCAGGGGCGGCCAUGACAUCAUCCUCUCUGCCUUUGACAACUUCAAAGAGGUGUGUGGGGAGAAGACACGCUUCGAGAAGCUGAUGGAGUAUUUCACUCACGAGGAGAGCAACAUUGACUUCAUGGUGGCGUGCAUGCAGUUCAUCAACAUUGUGGUCCAUUCGGUGGAGAACAUGAACUUCAGGGUGCACCUGCAGUACGAGUUCACUCACCUGGGCCUGGACGGCUGCCUGGAGAGGUUGAAGCUGACGGAGAGUGAGCGUCUGCAGGUGCAGAUCCAGGCCUACCUGGAUAACGUGUUUGACGUGGGCUCUCUGCUGGAGGACGCCGAGACCAAGAACGCUCUCCUGGAACACCUGGAGGAGGUGCAGGAGCACAACAGACAGCUGAACAGCAGGUUGGAGGAGAGUGAGAGAGAGAAUGAGGAGAAAGUGUGUGAGCUGGAGAAACAGCUCAUCCAGACCACAAAAGAAGUUGAGAUACUGAAGGAGAGUCUGCGGGAGUCCUGUGCGCAGGUGACGGUGCUGCAGCAGAGGGAGAGAGAGCGAGAGCUGGAGAGGGAGAGAGAGAAGGAGAGGGAGCGGGACCGCGACCGGGACCGGGACCAGUCGGCGCGGGCCCUGCUGGACCUGGAGCACAAGGUGCAGGUGCUGGCGGAGCAGGGGCUGGUCCGGGUGGAGCGCAACGCGUCCGGGACGCUGGACAUCCACCUGGUGCCUGUUAGAGUGGAGCGGGUGGAGGCAGCUCAGGCACCUGUGCAGUCAACAGAGACCGACGGGGCAGUAAUCGGUGACUCUCCUGCGGAUCCUGCCCCCACGCAAGAGACCCAGUCACCUCCACCCCCUCCUGCCCCACCUGUACCCCCACCUGCCCCCGCCCCACCCCCACCCCCGCCUCCUCCACCUCCCCCUGGGUGUGGACCCCCACCCCCACCUCCCCCUGCGCUCGGAGGACCAGCUGUCCCUGUACCAGCUUCAGGUGAGAGGGGAGACCGCAUCCCGCGCCUCACACACCGCAUCAGCACGCUCACCUUCAUGGGCAACUUCAGCGACAGCGUCCAGAUGCUGCAGCCGCAACUAGACGCCCUCAUCGCAGCCUCUAUGUCCAUUAAGUCAUCUUCCAAGCUGAAGAAGAUACUUGAGAUCAUCCUGGCGUUCGGGAACUACAUGAACAGUGGCAAGAGGGGAGCGGCCUUCGGGUUCCGACUACAGAGCCUCGACAUGCUGCUGGACACCAAGUCGACGGACCGGCGGCAGACCCUCCUCCACUUCAUCGUCAGCAUCAUCCAGCAGAAGUACCCCCAGCUGCAGGGCUUCUACUCAGAGCUGCCCUUCAUGGACAAGGCAGCACUGGUGUCUCUGGACAGCAUGCUGCAGGAUGUGCGAGCCCUGGAGAGGGGGAUGGAUUUGACCCGGAAGGAGUUUGAGGAACAGGAAGAGAGCACGGUGCUGAGAGACUUCCUGUCCAGCAACGAGAAGCUGCUGGAGUCCAUGGUGAAGGACAGCAAGACCGCACAGGAGGUGUAUGACUCUGUGGUAGAGUACUUUGGCGAGAACCCCAAGACCACCCCUCCGUCCGUGUUCUUUCCCGUGUUCGCCCGGUUCAUCAAAGCCUACAAGCAAGCGGAGCAGGACAUUGAUCAGAGGAAGAGGCAGAGUGCUGUGAUGGGUGAAGAGGGCCGAGACACACUCUCAUCGCCCACUGGCAAAGCUGACUCUCAGAAGUUACCCACAAUGCCCAAGCUGCCGCAGAUGGACCUGAUCGCCGAGCUGAAGAAGAAGCAGGUCACCUCGCUGGUGCGAGAGGGCAAGGACGGCGCCAUCGAGGACAUCAUCACAGGUCUGAGGAACCAGCCGUACAUCCGUGCAGAUGGAGGUAGACGCAGUGCUAAGUGGAAACCUGCUCAGCAGCUGCAAGUGUCCUCAGACAUCUCUCUGUAAUGCGCGUACACACACACACACACACACACACAAACACACAAACACAAACACACACAAAGGUACACACACAGGUACACACACGCAUGCAUGCACGCACACACACACACACACACACACACACACACACACACACAGACACACACCGGUACUCACACGCAUGCAUGCACGCACACACACACAGACACACACACACAGACACACACACACAGACACACACACACACACACACACACACACACACACACACACACACACACACACACACACACACACACACACACACAAUGACGUGCCCACUUGCCCUUAUAACAUAUGCACAUUAUUUUCUGCAUCGAAGCUGCUCAUUACUUAUGAACUAAUUAAAUCUCAAAUCAGCUGUUGUCACUUUCAAUUGCAUCAUACUAGCCCUCCCUGAGUUCAACACACAUAGAAACCUACACAAACCUGGAAGCACAUUCACACAAACACACACACAAACACACACACACACACACACACACACACACAAGCACACAUACACACACACACACACACACACACACACACACACACACACACACACACACACACACACACCUCAGGUUGGACUUGUUACUGAGGAUCACUAUUUCAUCUCAUGUCUUCUGUCAGAACAUUGCAAUCUCACAGACAGAACUGAAGACUGAAGCAAAAAGCUCAGCCUGUACUGUACUUCUCCUCGUUCUUUCUCUUUCUCUAUCCCUCUCUUUCUCUCUCUCCUUCUCUCAUCAUUAUGUUCCAUAACUAGAGCUGGAACAGGAGCAGACUUACCUGAGAUCAGAGGUUGUUAGACGUGUAAACAAAGCAAAACAAAUGCGAACAAAAUUGUUUUCUGUUUUCAUAGAGUUCACUGUGAAUGUUUUGCACACAAACAAGUCUAAGUUUUUGGCAAACAAACAUGGAUGCUGAACUAAAGGUUUCCUUUUUAAAGUCGACAAACUUGGAAUGUUCACACAACAAUGGCAACAUUUAAAUGUUUAUAGAAAAUAUGUUUGCCUCUGUUUUGCAGAAUUUGAAUGUGCCUCUGGUGUACCAUCGUUAAAACAGAAACUGUAUGCAAUCAGCUUGCAACACAAUCCACUCAAUAUGUACAGUAAUAUAUACAGGAAAUCAUUUUAUAAUAAUGGAUGUUUAUGAAUAACACCUGUUGUUUUGGUUUGACCAAUUAAAAUUUUAUACCUGGA
Messenger RNA from Sardina pilchardus (European sardine), 5220 nucleotides. RefSeq names its product formin-like 1b (gene fmnl1b). Lineage: Eukaryota; Metazoa; Chordata; Actinopteri; Clupeiformes; Clupeidae. Gene Ontology annotation, cellular component: cytosol. The coding region runs from base 1229 to 4018 and encodes 929 amino acids. Gene Ontology annotation, molecular function: small GTPase binding; actin filament binding. The record is from RefSeq and is a predicted model, not a curated record. The transcript is spliced from 24 exons. Gene Ontology annotation, biological process: cell migration; regulation of cell shape; cortical actin cytoskeleton organization.